AAACACAAAGCUCUUGCUUUCUUUUUCCUACAUUAUCUGCCAUUUCAUUCAUUUGUAUAUGUGGCAGCCGCGGGUGUAGAUUGUUCGUCAUAUUUCUCAGAAAUAGCAAAACUCAAUAGACCCCUAUUUAUCUUAAUGUAGUAUUUUAAAAAAUAGUUGGUGAAUUCAAAGGGUCGCUUGUUGUCCGGUUUGGUUAAUUUAGGGCGUGGGGAUAGGCAACGAUGGCGCAAAUAUUACCGAUACGCUUUCAGGAGCAUUUACAGCUCACAAAUGUGGGCAUCAAUCCAGCCUCAAUAUCCUUCAACACUCUCACAAUGGAGUCGGACAAGUUCAUCUGUGUCCGAGAGAAGGUGGGAGAGACUGCGGAGGUGGUGAUCAUUGAUAUGGCCGACCCCACCAACCCCAUCCGCAGGCCGAUCAGUGCUGAUUCUGCCAUCAUGAACCCUGCCAGCAAGGUUAUUGCACUGAAAGGGAAGGCCGGAGUUGAAGCAGCUCAAAAGACCCUGCAGAUCUUCAACAUCGAGAUGAAAUCCAAGAUGAAGGCUCACACAAUGACGGAAGACAUCGUCUUCUGGAAGUGGAUAUCCUUAAACACCCUCGCGCUGGUCACCAAGAUGUCGGUGUACCACUGGUCUAUGGAGGGAGACUCGACUCCCGUCAAGAUGUUUGAUAGGCACUCCUCGUUAGCGGACUGUCAGAUCAUCAAUUAUAGGACCGACCCGAAACAACAGUGGCUGUUGCUUGUUGGUAUCUCAGCCCAGCAGAACCGCGUGGUAGGCGCAAUGCAGCUCUACUCUGUAGAGCGCAAGUGCUCUCAGCCCAUCGAGGGUCACGCGGCCUCCUUCGCCACCUUCAAAGCUGAAGGCAACGCCGAACCCUCUACCCUGUUCUGUUUCGCCGUCAGAACUGCUCAGGGUGGCAAACUGCAUAUUAUUGAGGUGGGCCAAACUCCCGCCGGAAACCAGCCCUUCCUCAAGAAGGCGGUGGACGUGUUCUUCCCCGCGGAAGCUCAGAACGACUUCCCCGUCGCCAUGCAAGUUUCCCCGAAGUAUGAUGUCAUUUACCUGAUCACCAAAUACGGAUACAUACACAUGUACGAUAUCGAAACUGGAACGUGCAUCUACAUGAACCGUAUUUCCUCUGAUACGAUUUUCGUGACCGCUCCUCAUGAGACUACGGGAGGAAUUAUUGGUGUAAACCGCAAAGGCCAGGUCCUCUCAGUUACCGUAGAAGAGGAUUCCAUAGUUCCCUAUAUCAACACGGUGCUGCAGAACCCUGAGCUAGCUUUGAGGUUGGCUGUGCGCAACAACCUGGCUGGAGCCGAGGAGUUAUUCGUCAGGAAGUUCAACAUGCUGUUCACUAACGGACAGUAUGGGGAGGCUGCUAAGGUAGCAGCAAUGGCACCCCGAGGCAUCCUGCGUACUCCUCAAACCAUCCAGCGCUUCCAGCAAGUGCCGACCCAACCUGGACAGACCUCACCUCUGCUGCAGUACUUCGGUAUCUUGCUGGAUCAAGCGCAGCUGAACAAGUUCGAGUCGCUUGAGCUGUGUCGGCCUGUGUUGCUGCAAGGCCGCAAGCAACUCCUAGAGAAAUGGCUGAAGGAAGAAAAGCUAGAAUGCUCUGAAGAGCUCGGAGACCUCGUGAAGCAGGUGGACCCGACCCUCGCUCUCUCCGUGUACCUUCGCGCUAAUGUAGCUUCCAAGGUCAUCCAGUGCUUCGCCGAGACUGGCCAGUUCCAGAAGAUUGUGCUCUAUGCUAAGAAGGUUGGCUACACUCCCGACUACAUCUACCUUCUCCGUUCCGUAAUGAGAACGAACCCUGAACAGGGUGCAGGGUUCGCCGGCAUGCUGGUGGCUGAAGAGCCUCCCCUAGCUGACAUUAACCAGAUCGUUGAUGUGUUCAUGGAACAGAACAUGGUGCAGCAAUGUACUGCCUUCCUGUUGGAUGCUCUGAAGAAUAAUAGGCCGGAGGAAGGACCGUUGCAGACUAGGUUAUUAGAAAUGAACCUGAUGUCGGCGCCUCAGGUAGCGGACGCGAUCCUCGGUAACGCGAUGUUCACGCACUACGACCGCGCCCACGUGGCGCAGCUCUGCGAGAAAGCUGGUCUGCUGCAGCGAGCGUUAGAGCAUUACACCGACUUGUAUGAUAUUAAGAGGGCUGUGGUACACACCCACCUCCUGCCAGCGGACUGGCUGGUGACCUACUUCGGCAGCCUGUCCGUGGAAGAUUCUCUCGAAUGCCUGAAAGCCAUGUUGCAAGCCAACAUCCGUCAGAAUCUGCAGAUCUGCGUGCAAAUAGCCACUAAAUACCAUGAACAGCUGACUACCAAGUCUCUCAUAGAACUGUUUGAAAGCUUCAAGACUUAUGAGGGCUUGUUCUAUUUCUUGGGCUCGAUUGUCAACUUUAGCCAAGAUCCUGAAGUUCAUUUCAAGUAUAUUCAGGCGGCUUGCAAGACCGGUCAGAUCAAGGAAGUGGAGCGCAUCUGUCGGGAAUCGAACUGCUACAACGCGGAACGAGUCAAGAACUUCCUCAAAGAAGCCAAGCUGCCCGACCAGCUGCCUCUCAUCAUCGUCUGUGACCGCUUCGACUUUGUGCACGACCUAGUACUGUACCUGUACAGGAACAGCCUGCAGAAGUACAUUGAGAUCUACGUGCAGAAGGUGAACCCGUCCCGUUUGCCAGUAGUAGUGGGAGGUCUGCUGGACGUGGACUGUGCUGAAGACAUCAUCAAGAACCUGAUCCUUGUGGUCCGAGGACAGUUCUCCACUGAUGAACUGGUUGCUGAGGUUGAGAAGAGGAACAGACUGAAGCUGCUCCUCCCGUGGUUGGAGACUCGCGUGCACGAGGGCAGCACUGAACCCGCUACCCACAACGCUUUGGCCAAGAUCUACAUCGACUCCAACAACAACCCUGAACGUUUCCUCAAGGAGAACCAAUGGUACGACUCGCGCGUGGUGGGGCGCUACUGCGAGAAGCGCGACCCGCACCUGGCGUGCGUGGCGUACGAGCGCGGCCAGUGCGACCGCGAGCUCAUCGCCGUGUGCAACGACAACUCGCUGUUCAAGACGCAGGCGCGCUACCUCGUGCGGCGCCGCGACCCCGAGCUGUGGCUCGACGUGCUGGCCGAGGCCAACCCCUUCAAGCGGCAGCUCAUCGACCAGGUUGUCCAAACUGCUCUCUCAGAGACCCAAGACCCGGAAGACAUCUCGGUGACGGUGAAGGCGUUCAUGACGGCUGACCUGCCCAACGAGCUGAUCGAGUUGCUGGAGAAGAUCGUGCUCGACAACUCCGUGUUCUCCGACCACAGGAAUCUGCAGAACUUGCUUAUACUUACUGCAAUAAAGGCGGACCGCAGCCGCGUGAUGGAGUACAUCAACCGUCUGGACAACUAUGACGCCCCGGAUAUUGCGAACAUCGCCAUCAACAACGAACUCUAUGAAGAGGCCUUCGCUAUCUUCAAGAAGUUUGAUGUUAACACUUCCGCUAUUCAGGUGUUAAUCGAGCAAGUAAAAGACCUGGAACGCGCAUACGAGUUUGCUGAACGCUGCAACGAGCCCGGCGUCUGGUCUCAGCUGGCCAAGGCUCAACUGCAGCAAGGAUUAGUCAAAGAAGCCAUCGACUCCUACAUCAAGGCUGAUGAUCCUUCGGCGUACAUGGAUGUGGUCGCCACAGCCACCAACAGGGAGUCCUGGGAAGAUCUAGUCCGUUAUCUACAGAUGGCUCGCAAGAAGGCCCGCGAAUCCUACAUAGAAUCAGAACUGAUCUACGCCUACGCCCGCACCGGCCGUCUCGCUGAUCUCGAGGAGUUCAUCUCGGGCCCCAACCAUGCCGACAUACAGAAGAUCGGAGACCGAUGCUUCGAUGACAAGAUGUUCAAUGCUGCUAAACUGCUCUAUAAUAAUGUCAGCAAUUUUGCGAGAUUGGCUAUCACGCUUGUGCAUUUGAAGGAGUUCCAGGGUGCGGUGGACAGUGCCCGCAAGGCUAACUCGACCCGCACUUGGAAGGAAGUGUGCUUCGCGUGUGUGGACGCCGGCGAGUUCCGACUCGCGCAGAUGUGCGGGCUACACAUCGUUGUACACGCUGACGAGCUAGAAGACCUCAUUAAUUAUUAUCAGGACCGCGGCCACUUCGACGAGCUCAUCAGCUUGCUAGAAGCAGCUUUAGGCUUGGAGCGAGCCCACAUGGGCAUGUUCACGGAGCUGGCCAUCCUCUACUCCAAGUACAAGCCCGCCAAGAUGCGGGAGCAUCUCGAGCUCUUCUGGUCACGUGUCAAUAUUCCUAAGGUUCUCCGCGCGGCCGAGCAAGCGCACCUGUGGUCGGAGCUGGUGUUCCUGUACGACAAGUACGAGGAGUACGACAACGCCGCCCUCACCAUGAUGCAGCACCCCACCGAGGCCUGGCGCGAGGGACACUUCAAGGAUAUUAUUACUAAAGUAGCAAACAUGGAACUGUACUACAAAGCGAUUCAAUUCUACCUGGACUACAAGCCUCUUCUGCUGAACGAUCUGCUCCUAGUCCUGGCUCCCCGCAUGGACCACACUCGAGCAGUGACCUUCUUCACGAAGGCUGGACAUCUGCAGCUCGUGAAGGCUUACCUGAGGUCCGUCCAGAGCUUGAACAAUAAGGCUGUUAAUGAAGCUCUCAACUCCUUGCUUAUUGAUGAAGAGGAUUAUCAGGGCUUACGGACAUCGAUAGACGCGUUCGACAACUUCGACACGAUCGCGCUGGCGCAGCAACUGGAGAAACACGAGCUCACCGAGUUCAGGAGAAUCGCCGCUUACUUAUACAAAGGCAACAACAGAUGGAAGCAGAGCGUGGAGCUGUGCAAGAAGGACGCGCUGUACGCGGACGCCAUGGAGUACGCGGCCGAGUCGCGCUCCGCCGACGUCGCGGAGGAGCUGCUCAACUGGUUCCUCGAGCGAGACAACUACGAGUGCUUCUCUGCUUGUCUCUACCAGUGUUACGACCUGCUGAAACCUGACGUGGUCAUCGAGUUAGCGUGGAGACAUAACAUCAUGGACUUCGCCAUGCCCUUCCUUAUUCAGACGGUCCGCGAGCUGACGACGAAGGUGGAGAAGCUCGAGGAGGCGGACGCCAAGCGCAGCACCGAGAGCGCCGAGCACGAAGCCAAGCCCGCCAUGAUCAUGGAGCCACAGCUCAUGCUUACCGCCGGUCCGUCGAUGCCGUACGUGCCGGCGGGCGUGGGGGCGCAGGCGUCGGCCUACGCGUACGCGGCGCAGGCGCCGUCGCCCGCGCCCUACCACGGCUACGGCAUGUAGGCUCCUCCGUACAGCCACCGGCACAAGAGCCGCUCUAUGCGCUCGCGACCGCCGCCGCCGGCUUCGCGUAGGACUUAUGAACUAGCCUAAGUUUUCUACUCAAAGUGCCGGUUAUUUUUCUAUACGCCGAGGCCUAACGUUAUAGUGUUUCCUUUGCGUCCCCCCCACUGUAAAAAAAGUAUUAUGUCAAGACGGUCGGAAGUGCAUAGAGUAUAAAUUAAAAUGUUACGCGUAGUUUAGCCGACGGGCCGAUACGUCAAAUGAAUAUUGUUAGCCUGUACAAAUUAUAUUAAUAUAUUUGAUUGCUAAAUAGCUCUCAUUACAACAAAGUGCUUUAUUUUUUAAUCAUGAGAGUUAUAUAGAUAUCGUGGAAAUUGUCGCUUGCGAUUAAUAUUAACAUUGUUUAGAGCGGUCACUUAAACAUUAAUAUGUUAACGCGAUUACUAAUCGAAUAUUAAAUGUUCAGCAAUCUUGUACCUUUUUAGUAGGGUUGUAACGAGUUGCCUGUCUCUUGUUACGCAAAACUGUCUAUAAUACAUUAGCUAGUUAUUUAUAAAGACAUUUCUGUUGAUUCAUCAUUGUUAUCGAUGAAGCUAUCUCAUCUGUGUAUUUGAAAUACUCUGUUUUACAACACUCGUUACAACUCUAUGUGUAAAAUUAGAUAAAGUAAUAUUGUAAAAUACUUGGUGUACUUGAAUAGUUGCUGUUGUCACGGAUGUAGGCCGAGAGUAGUGUGACAUGAAGGUGCUUACAAACGUAUUGGUGGCACACCCACGCAUAUUAUGGCUCGAUCAAUACUCGAAACUGUCCGGAUUGUUGGUCGGCCUCGCUAAUUAUUCAGUAACUAGGGUGUGAAGUCAACACGUCUAUAGGUAUCUACCGCCACUAGGUGCAUACGACAUGUAAUAUACGUAUAUGUACAUAGUGGACUACGAUGACACCACAGAUAAUUAAAUUUAUUAAAAAAAUAUUCAACAUUUGAAAUUAGCGAUUAGUGUCAAAUCUUUAUCAUUAACAUUAUUUUUUUUAUUUACGUUAUUAAUCAUUAUUAGAAUCACCUGUUUUUUGUUAGAAAAAAUUAUGGGAUAUGGAAUCUAUGCAUUCGACUGAACAGUUUAUUUUACAUGACUCAGUUAUGUCGUGCAAUAAUUUCGGAAUAUACACCUCUACAGUAAUUGUGAUCAGAUAUUUUACAUCAAAAUAUAAUAGUAUUGUUAUAUGUAUAUAAUGAUUUUGAUUCAUAUGAGCCAGUUGAAAUUAACUGAAAUAUUAUAGAGACCGGUUUCCGAGUUACUCUACAGUAAAUUAAAUAUUUUUUAGAUAUGUUUAGGUUUACUUUAGGCGGAAUUAGUGGUACGAAGUUAUUUUGUGUAAUGUUUGAACGUGUGAGUUUGGAGUACACGCGUGAUGCUUCAGUUUGCGUUGUCGUCGAGACAUGAUGAUGCCUUCACUAGAUCGUUAAGUCAUUUCCCCGGCUACAGGCACCGGGACACAUACACUUUAUCAUUUGUAGAGAAUAUUUUUAUGUAUAAGCGGUGCCCGAGCCAAGUAGCAGUGGCCACAUGUUGUUACGCCGGUAACAUUGCGAGUUGCAAUUCAAAUAUAAUCAUUGAUGUUAAAUGAUUCAUUCAAAUCAUUCCUAUCAUUAACAAUCUACGAUCGAUAAACUAGUAUCGGUAAUAAAAUUGUUAUAGUUCGUUUUCACUUUCUUUCGUAAUAAAACAAAUUUUAUUAACUUAAAGAAAGAAAGUUCAUUGUUUUAUUAUUAGCAUUGUAUUUAUUCAUGUAUGAUACUGUUUCCCUGAAUUUUAUUAUUGUAAGAUUAUAUUAUAUGAAUAAAUGAAA
This is a messenger RNA of Helicoverpa armigera (cotton bollworm), 7124 nucleotides long. It is a transcript of the gene Chc, whose product is annotated as clathrin heavy chain. Lineage: Eukaryota; Metazoa; Arthropoda; Insecta; Lepidoptera; Noctuidae. Gene Ontology annotation, molecular function: structural molecule activity; clathrin light chain binding. Gene Ontology annotation, cellular component: clathrin coat of trans-Golgi network vesicle; clathrin coat of coated pit; clathrin-coated endocytic vesicle. The coding region runs from base 222 to 5279 and encodes 1685 amino acids. The record is from RefSeq and is a predicted model, not a curated record. The transcript is spliced from 29 exons. Gene Ontology annotation, biological process: intracellular protein transport; receptor-mediated endocytosis.